Molecule: messenger RNA, 4815 nt
Organism: Colletes gigas
Lineage: Eukaryota; Metazoa; Arthropoda; Insecta; Hymenoptera; Colletidae
Gene: prd1
Product: pleckstrin homology domain-containing family M member 2
Exons: 9
Coding region: 102-3524 (1140 amino acids)
Biological process (GO): lysosome localization; regulation of protein localization; Golgi organization
Cellular component (GO): endosome membrane
Molecular function (GO): kinesin binding
Source: RefSeq, a predicted model, not a curated record
CAGAGCCGCGUACGGUCUUCCCUGUCCUCGCACUUUUCACGUCUUUUCUCUGAAUAUUCGUCUUAUUACGCAGUAAAAACCAUGUAAAGUUCGAGACUGAAAUGCCGAGUCAGGAAGACAUGGACCUUUGUACCGACAAGGUACUGUCCAAGGGAAGAAUACUUCAGGAACUAACGAAAGCUGUCAAAUUGGUUUAUGUUCAGAGUUUGUAUGGCACGGUAGUCUUGGACGGAGAUUCUUGGUUGGUUUAUUGGUUAGAUCGAGCCUUACGUCAUGGAUUACGCGUAGAACGACAUGGAUAUUGGGGAACGGCUCGUGAACUUAGUCAUCAUGAUACCGUCGUUGUAAUUCACGCUUUGCAAAGUGUGUUGACUUCCAUUGGAAAAGGCCGGGCAUGGCUUUACCAUACUCUUAGCGAAGGCAGCUUUGAAAGUUAUUUAGCUUGUUUGUUAAGAGACACAAAAACAUUGAAAAAACAGUACUUUCCUCAUGCGCUCGUUCGGGAUGCAGACAAGACCAAUCAGCUAGUUAAUCUCCUUGCUGGUUUAGAAAAUGUGUCCUUCACAUUGCAAUUGGAUGUAACGUAUCUGGACACUUGCAACUAUAUGCCCCAAAGGCCUAUGAGCGUAAAUCCUUCCGGAACUAUAUUAUCGUUACACCUUAGAUCAUCCAGCGUAUCCUCGAGUUUAGCUUCUCCCGGUGACAGUGGCGUUGCAUUCGACAGUGAUAUGGAUCUUGCGAAUGAAACCGAUGCCAGUAGCUAUAAGGAGGAAGAUUUCAAUCUCGAAGAAAUUCCAAAGUAUCGGAACAAUAGGUACAAGACAAUCUUGAACAAUCGCAUGGAGGACAAUAAAAACUUGAGUUCCAGCGAUUCCAGCGAAGAUGGAAAGACGCCCACGCAGUCGCCCGGAAUGGUACCAAAAUUUCAAACCGCAUCGGUGACGAAAAGCGACAUAGCGAACCAGAACUUAACUAGAAAGCUCGACGAUAACGAGAUUAAUUGUUCCAGUCUGGACACUUUAAAGGAUUAUGAUUUUUAUAGCAAAAGUCUGGACGAUUCGAAGUUGGACAAAAUGGACAACAAGCUUGACAACGGCGUCAAGGAAUUUAAUAAAAGAAGCAGCUACUACAGCGACGGCAGUUAUAGUUUUAAGAGAAACCUCGAUCCCCGCAAUUCGUACGUGAUUAAUAACGACACGAAUCUUUUGGAGCUCAGUAUGACCAUAUCGGAUUGCGAGAACAUGGAAGCACCGUACGGUAUUCUAAAUACCAUCAAUAUGACGGACACUAGUAUUUUGUCAUCGUCCAGCUCGGAGGCAUUAGUGCAACGUAGACAACGUAAAAAGAAACGCGGUGAGAGUAAGAAGCGCGUUAGUUUUCACGAGGAUAUUUUAAAAACCAUGAAGCUGGACGAUGACGAGAACUUCACCGAUUUCUCGAUGAGUUUCUUGACACCUAAUUCGGUCCAGAAGAAAGACGCUCAAAAGGGAAGGUACAGCUGGUGCGGCCACGGUGAUUCACCGUAUGUUCAGAAGGUCGUCAACACCAGAAACGCGCACUCGGAUUAUUAUUCGUACUCCUCGUCGUCGAGCAUUUUCGACAGCGACAGCGAGAAGAAAACUUCGCCGAGGAUCUGUCAGCAGUCGUUGUGCCAGAGCAAUUGCAAAUGCGCUUGCGGUUUGUCGAUUUCGGAACGCGGUGUGCCGGAGGGUCAAGAGGACCCUGGUAAAUCGUUGAGACCAAAAAUGGAGAUUGAAUUGGAGGAGAACGAGGCGCAGGAGGCAUAUAUCGUCGAGAAAGCUUGUGGGAAUAUCGUCGAAGAUCCCCCGUCAAAAGUCGAUAUGCCUUGUCCUUCUAAUUCGAAAAAGUAUAAUAGUUCCAGCGAUUGGUCGGAUGUAGAUAGUGUCACCACGUCGGAUGUGGACGAGCGUAGGAAUAGUAAGCACCUGGCAUCGCCAUCGAAAAAGCGUAAUAUGACGUCGAUAUUGACCGGAGAAAGUAGCAACAAAUUGUUGGCACCGCCGCCAUUGAGGCAGGCGCCAUCAUCGAAAACUUCGUUGUUGAGCAGAUUCUUAAAGUCCAUCACGGAGCGGAAGUUUGAAAUUAAAAAGAGCAAAAAGUCACAAAAAUCAAAUCCAUUGUACAUCAAGGGCGUGAAGACGAGCUACGAUUCGUUCAAAGAUUUCAACGACAAUCUCGACCGGGAGAUACGGGAGAACGUGGAAGCGGAAAAGCAACAAUUCAGCGGCGAGAGAGUCAGCUUGAAAUUGCGAGAGCUCUUCAAGAAACACAUAUACAGGGACAAAACCGAGGAAUUAUACAAAGUGUAUAAAGUUAGGAGUUCGUACAUGACGAACGGAGAGAGCAAACCGAUGAUAGCUUUGUUAACGGACAAGACGUUAUACCUGACAGGCUCGAAACUGGAUCAGUCUUAUAGCAAUCAAUUUGUUAUACCUUAUAACGAAUUAGACGUCAUUAUGAUCGGACCAAAUGCACAAACAAUAUUAUUAUCCAAUGCGGAUUGCGAGAUGCAACAUUUAUUUUCCACGGGAAGUUCUCAGACUACUUCAGAGUUGAUCGCUCAUCUGGAAAUGGCGAUGAGACGAUCUCCGACCAAACCAAGGCUUCCAGCAGUCAAAGAAUUGAGAUACGAGGACAUGCAUAUUUUGAGACACUCGAUUCUUUGCGAUACGGCCGUACAUCCUGAUGAAAAGAUCGAACAUUACAAUCUCAUAUAUAUGGAGGACGAGCAUAUGUCGCCUCCUAGCACACCGUGUGGGCCGACCAAGGAGGGUGACCUUAUGUACAGACCACACACCUAUCAACAGCUUUAUCCCAAUGCUCCGACUAAUCCAUGGGAAGCAGGAUAUUUUGUUUUAAAGGGUGGUGUUGUCUAUAUGUUCACGGAUGCAAAUCAACGACUUCCCAAACGUGCGAUUCCAUUAAAGGGUGGUCUUUGCCAAGGGUGUCGAAGAAUCCCCAAUUCCCAUCGUCCUCACACUUUCGAAAUAAUUCUAAAGCCGAACAAAGCUUUUCAAUUUGCCGCUCCAGACGAGUACGUUGCUUCCGAAUGGUUGCAAAGCUUUGUUCAGAGCGCGUCCGGACUGUUCGACGCUUCUGAGAUUAGGGAACCUUUGCCGUGUAGCCUUAUCACGACUACCAGACACUUGGUUACCAUGAAGGAAGUGUUUCCUGGUAAACAGCUGGGACAAACCCUUUCCUGUGCCUCUGUAGAAGACCUCACGGCCUUCAGAGUACCUUUGACCCAACAGUCUUGGUGCAUACUGGAAUUCGCAUGCCGAGAGGUGCACGAGAGCAGCGGCGAUUGGGUCAUAUACUUCACAAACUAUACUGAAUUGUGCUCCUUCAGAGAGAUUUUGGAAACGUUGUGGGCGAAUGCGAGAAUGGGGGAAUUUCCUAUGGUAACACUUCCACCAGAAGACAAGUUUCACCGACGUUGCUUGGAUGCUGGUAAAGAGCUAGAGCUUGCAUGGCGAUACUUGUUACCCUCGGAAACAGACUAAAUAUUAAGGUGUACCGAUAGACAAUAGUGAGCAUGGUUGUACUCGAUACGAGAAACUCAAAGAAUAUAAAUAAUCGGAAAUUCUCAAUUCGCAAACAUAAAUAUACGAAAUAUACGGCGAUACGAUCAAAUUGACCGCAACAAUUUAAAGAAACUCGCUAAGCAUCGACAUAACGAACAUUUAACCACCCUCGAGACGGAUGCAUUAUGUUUCAUCGCUCGAUGAAAAAGCGAUGAAAUCAUACAAGUAUAGAUAUUUAGCGAUACAUAAUAUUGAUGUGCUAAUUCAAUAAAACGGUGCAAUAUCUUUUUAAUAGUAUAAGUCACCUUGAUAAUCUCUAUCAUUAACAAUGAUGCAGGAUUGUAAUAUAACAGUGAGCGCAUAAGAUCAUUGUGUCAGUUACAUGGAUGUCUAUAUAUUCACAUAUAUUGUAAGAACUAAUACGCAUUUUGAAAAUGCGCCAUUGAUAUCGGAAUCAUUCUUAAAACAGAUGCUAAUGAAAUGGCAGUAAGGCAUAGAGCAGCUUCGGAAACUAAGAAUACUCUAUACUAUACAUUGCUUUUGGAGUAAUUGUAUGACGUAUAAUUACACAUUCCUAAUAGUAAUAUUGAUAAUAACGGUAAUUAUAGCAACACAGCUUUCUAAUUUUAGUUUUAAUAUAUUCUCCUUCUAUGUACGCGUGUUCGAUUGCUUAAAAAUCGUAAGCUUAGUUAGAGCUAUCUAUAUUGUUUUGUUUUCAAUUGUACAGGUAUCGAAAUAAUUGAUUAUCAAAGGUAAUUAUACCAUAUCGAUUUUAAGGAUAGUUUCAUCGCAUUAUACGAACUAUACUUUACUUUAAAUAGUAAUAGCUUUAUGCGCCAAAGAAGUUUCUUCUAAAGUGCGAAUUAAUUUGAAUGUGCGAUUUUGUAUACUUUCUUUUUUUAAGAUCAUAUUUUACGUUACCAAAACUACAUGAAUGGAUGCAGCCUGUAAAUUAAUGUGAAUAAAAUCUUAAUACUACAUGCAUCGUUUCAUGUAGUCACAAAUAAUUGUGAUAAAGCAUUUAAACAAUAAAGUGUUAAAUUAAUGACUUUGUAUAUGUUACGCGGUAACGAAAAUCGAAAUCAUAAUCAGUUUCCUGUGUUAGUUUAUAGCGCGUCUAACGAGACAAGAUGAUGUUACACUAUUUACAUGCUCAGUGUAAGCAUGAUUCUUAAAUAUUAUGGCCAUGAGAUUUUUGCACAAUGUUAAUGCCGUCGUACAUGACCUUCAAGUUAAUGAGAAAACAAAUAGAAAUAAAAUUAUUACUAGU